CCCGCGGAGUGACUCCUCUUCUCACCACUAAAAGCUCCAGGUCCGGGUUAGGCCACGCCCCCCGCCUCACCUGUUGAGCCGUGUAAAAAAACUUCCGUUCUCACCUGAACAAACGCUGGAGUCAAGAUGAGUCUGCCGGACUACAAAUCACCUGGAAAACCGUCUUCAGCCGCUCACCCGCAGUCUCCAGUCGUGCAGUUAAAUGUCGGCGGUCACCUGUUCAGCACCUCUCUGAGCACGCUCAGGAAACACCCCGACUCCAAGCUGGCUGAGAUGUUCAGCGGACAGCCCAAACUUCACCAGCACUUCAUCGACCGCGAUGGUUCACACUUUGGAGCCAUCCUCGACUUCCUGAGGUCAGACUGGCUGCCCACAGAGAACAUCCAGGAGGUUUACAGGGAGGCCGUGUACUACAACAUCAAACCACUCAUCAAACGUUUGGAGGAAACUCCUCAGAUGUUUGGAGAGCUGGUGGGAAGGCAGCAGUUCCUCUCCAGAGUCCCACACUACAAAGAAAACAUCGAGGUGCUGAUUCGUAUCGCCCGGGCCGAGGCCAUCGCCGCCCGCUGCUCCACCAUCAUGAUCUGCGUGCUGCGGACAGAGGAGGAUUUGGGUUUCUAUGACAACGCCAUCAGUAGCCUGGAGGCGGAUAAAGAGUCCGUGGUGACGUUCGGACCCUGGAAGGCCGUCCCGUCCGUUAAAGACCUGCUGGACUGUGUGAAGACGGACAUCGAGAGUCAGGGCUACACGGUGAGCAUCCAGCCUCACGUCACGGAGAAGAGCUUCCUGUCCAGGAGCUACGACUACUUCUACAAACUGACGUUCACCUGGUGGUGAUGAGACGGACAGACAGCUGUACAGACUGUUUCUACUAAUAACUCAGUUUUUCUUUUAAUAUUUGACACAAGAGGUCAGCAGAGCAUCUGAAUAUCUGUGUAUAUAUGACGCAGUUCAAAGGUACAGUGAUGGGUCCACGUCACGUAUUUAUGUGUUCUUACUUUGUCUUCCAAUUAGUUUAGGUGUCAGUGAACAACAAGCACACCUGAACAAUAUGAUGCAACAUAAAUCAACACUUUUACUUUUGAGUUUUUUCCUGUUAGAUUUGCUGACGUUGACCAGACGUUUGUAUAACGUUCGACAUGAAAUCUUUCACACUUCUGUAUUGUUUAUCGAGGGGAAUUCAGUCACUUAAGAAAACACUGCGUCAUACACACAACACUGGGAAAUCCACAACCCAGAUUCAAAGAAAAAAGGUCAUAAAAUGAGCGAGCAUGGCAGCAGAAAGUGGAGCAACGUCCUCAGAGUUCACCACAUACAGGGCAGGCUACCUGAACGCUGUACCCUCGAGUCACAGAACUUCCUGUGAGACCGAGGUGUGAAAUAAACAGAACCAAAGUCUGAUUUGACAACAUGUGCAGCUCUCUCUUAAAAACUGAACUAGUUCAUAUUCAUUUCUUUUUUUUCUUAAUGAGCUGCUUCAUAAAGUUUGAUUUGUUGGAGGAGCUCUGUAGAUGUUGGCUCGUGGUCUUGUGGUUAAACUCCGACCUGUCCUCUCUGUAGCCACAUUGGUGUCAGGGUUCCUCUCAGUACAGACUGUCCCACAGACUUUUUGAACUGUUUCUCAGCCACUUUCAUCAGUGUGGAUGCCGAAUCAGCGUCCAUGUUCUUUAAAUCUUUAUUAUUCUUCCACCUCGUUCUUUUGGCACCUAACUACUCCUACGUACUUUGUCCUACAGAAACCAUUCACCACAACGUUCAGCUCAUUUAGGACAUGAUGGUUAUUAUUUUACUCAUUCAUACUUUUUAAAAUUUUACAUGACCAAACCUUCAACACUUUCAACUUUCACUAUUCCCACAUACUUUUAGCUAUAGACGUCAUUCAGACUUUAAACUGUACACAAGACUUUGUACUGUUAAACUUGUAUUCGACUUUUUAAAAUCUUUUGGUUUUUGAAUUAUUACAGUUUAACUUUGAAGCUUUUGCAUCAGGCAUUUCAGCAGAAAGCGUCCACACAUCCAGUUUUCUGAUUUCUUUGACUCUCCUGCAGUUGGUCUCUAAAAUCUCUUUUUACCGAGACUCAUCUUGAGUACUAAAAUCUCAGUAACUACCAUUCAUGUUCAUGAAAAAUUAAAGGCAUUCCUACCAUCCU
Larimichthys crocea (large yellow croaker) is the source of this 2150-nucleotide messenger RNA. It is a transcript of the gene kctd14, whose product is annotated as potassium channel tetramerization domain containing 14. The record is from RefSeq and is a predicted model, not a curated record. Gene Ontology annotation, biological process: protein homooligomerization. The transcript has 4 exons. Bases 127 to 837 code for a protein of 236 amino acids. Gene Ontology annotation, molecular function: protein binding. Lineage: Eukaryota; Metazoa; Chordata; Actinopteri; Sciaenidae.